This is a messenger RNA of Triticum dicoccoides, 491 nucleotides long. RefSeq lists its product as uncharacterized. The record is from RefSeq and is a predicted model, not a curated record. The coding region runs from base 1 to 351 and encodes 116 amino acids. NCBI's taxonomy places the organism in Eukaryota, Viridiplantae, Streptophyta, Magnoliopsida, Poales, Poaceae. The transcript has a single exon.
AUGGAGGUGAUAUUUUCUGCUGUCAUCGAUGAGCUCGCCGGUAGAUCCAUGUCCUUCCUCGUGGACAGAUACCUGAAGCGGAUGGCGGCACCGACGGAGGAGGAGCGGCUGCGGAGCCUGCAGCGGCUGCUGCUGCGGGUUCGCGUCGUUGUCGAGAAGGCAGAUGGCCAGCUCAUCACGAACCAGGUCAUGAUGCAUCAACUCGGCAUACUGAAAGAGGAGAUGUACAGAGGGUGCUACACCCUCGACGUGCUCAGUUGCCAAUCCCAUGGAGAAGACAGGACGAAAGAUCAUGAGGUUAGUUACUCCCUUGCCCCCAUCGAAGUUCAACACUGCUUCGCAAACUUUUAAUAAAAUGGCUGCAUGCAUCAUUAUGAUGCAAAGGCCGGGGGUAAACCUCCAUUUCCCAAAAAAAAGCGCGUCUGCUUCUGCGGUGGCAGUGAUCGUCAAGGCUCAGCACAAGCUGAGCUGAUGGAGCAAGUUCUGGCUGC